CACAUUAUAAUGUUCACACGGCUGUUCUUUUGUAUUUUUAGCAGUGCCUCAACAUGCAGAUGCAGGAGUCGUUGGGUAUGGAUGGAUUUAUGAAACCUUCCACAGAAGCACAGGACCCAAACUACAGCCAAUAUCUGCCCGGGAUGGACCAUCUCUCGUCCGUCCAGACAGAGGUGUGUCCUCCCGAAUACAUCAACACAUAUGAUGGAUCCUUUAACACUAUGGUGUCGCCCAACCUCAGCCAGAUGAGUCUGAAUGUCCCGGAGGUGGGGGCCGAGUUUGGACCUGAAGAAUUCAAUGAGCUGUUUUAUCCUGAGAUGGAGGUUAAAGUGAACAGCGGUCCUCUCACAUCCGAUGAAGGAAGUACGGUCAGCCAACUGGCUGAGAUCCCCAGCGAUCCUCCUGUGAACCCUAUGGAUCUGCCCAGCUUCUCACCUGGAAGCUUCAGCUCAGGAAAACCAGAGCCUAUGUCCGAAUUCCCAGAUUCUGAUUCCGGCUUGUCGCUGGAUUCCAGCCCUCACACGAGCUCUCCGGGGAAGUCCUUGAACGGAGAUGGAUACUUUGGUUUCAGUGACUCUGACUCCGAAGAGAUGGACGGUAGCCCGGGAGACAUGGAGUCAGAUUAUGCCGAGAUAUUCCCACUGGUUUACCUUACCGAUGAAGCAUCUCGGGCAUCUCUCUCAGAGAAACCUCCAGCAGAGGCACAGCAGAUGAAAGCGAAGAACCCAAAGAUAGAGCCGGCAGAGGCCAAUGGCCACUCCAAACCUCCCUUUACCAAAGACAAGCAGAAGAAACGCUCUGAGGCCCGGCUCUCCCGUGACGAACAGAGAGCAAAAGCCUUGCAGAUCCCAUUUACUGUGAACAAGAUCAUCAAUCUGCCUGUGGAUGACUUCAACGAGAUGAU
This is a messenger RNA of Sinocyclocheilus grahami, 904 nucleotides long. RefSeq names its product nuclear factor erythroid 2-related factor 2-like. Gene Ontology annotation, molecular function: DNA-binding transcription factor activity, RNA polymerase II-specific; RNA polymerase II cis-regulatory region sequence-specific DNA binding. The annotation marks the transcript as partial. The transcript has a single exon. The record is from RefSeq and is a predicted model, not a curated record. Gene Ontology annotation, cellular component: nucleus. Gene Ontology annotation, biological process: cellular response to oxidative stress; regulation of transcription by RNA polymerase II. Lineage: Eukaryota; Metazoa; Chordata; Actinopteri; Cypriniformes; Cyprinidae.